GAACAGAAUAAAAAAAGGGCGAGGAUAAAGAGAGGGACGAUGGCCGGAACUCGAAGGUGGUCGUGCCGACCGGUAAUGCUCUGCUGGCUUUUGAUGGUGGCUGCCGUACAUCUCAUUUCCGCUAUGGAACAAUUAAACGCAGAUCACAUCAAGAGCUUCACAUGCGGCAAACUCUACUACCGCACGUCAUACCUGGACGCGAAACGAGAUGUUCUCUACGUCGGCGCCAUGGAUCGCGUCAUCCGCAUCAAUCUACACAACGUCAGCGACACCAACUGCGAGACGGAUUCGUUAACCUUGGACCCCUCGCACGUAACCAACUGCAUCUCAAAGGGCAAGAGUGAGUUUUACGAUUGUCGCAAUCACGUCCGCGUCAUCCAGCCCAUGGGCGACGGAUCCCGGCUCUACGUCUGCGGUACCAACGCUCACAAUCCAAAGGACUGGGUCAUCAAUGCCAACUUGACUCAUCUGGGUCGCAAUGAGUACGUCCCCGGUGUCGGCAUGGGCAUCGCCAAGUGUCCGUUUGACCCCAGCGACAACUCGACGGCCGUCUGGGUCGAGAGAGGCAAUCCGGGCGAUUUGCCCGCUCUCUAUUCCGGCACCAACGCCGAAUUCACCAAGGCCGACGCCGUCAUCUUCCGCACCGAUUUGUACAAUUACACGACGGGCCGUCGCGAAUUCACCUUCAAACGGACGCUGAAAUACGAUUCAAAGUGGCUCGACAAGCCCAACUUUGUGGGAUCGUACGACAUCGGAGACUACGUCUACUUCUUCUUCCGCGAAACGGCCGUCGAGUACAUCAAUUGCGGCAAGAACGUCUACUCGCGCGUCGCCCGCGUCUGCAAGAAGGACAACGGCGGCAAGAACAUUCUGUCGCAAAACUGGGCCACCUUCCUCAAAGCCCGUCUCAAUUGCUCCAUCCCGGGAGAAUUCCCCUUCUACUUCAACGAAAUCCAGAGCGUUUACAAGGUGCCCGGCGACGACACGCGUUUUUACGCCGUCUUCACGACAUGCCAGAACGGACUGACUGGUUCGGCCAUUUGUGUUUUCACCACGGCCGACGUCCACACGGCCUUUUUGGGCAAGUUCAAAGAGCAGGCAUCUUCCAGCUCGGCCUGGUUGCCCGUCCUUUCAUCUAAAGUGCCAGAGCCGAGACCGGGCCAGUGCGUCAACGACACUCAAACUCUACCAGAUACCGUGUUGAAUUUCAUCCGUAACCAUCCGCUGAUGGACGAGGCCGUUUCGCACGAAAGCGGAGUGCCCGUCUUCUACAAGGGCGAUGUGGCGUUCUCAUCUCUGGUGGUGGAGCGGCUCAAAAUUCAGGGAUUCCCCGACGACAAACACUACACCGUCUAUUAUGCUGGAACAAUCGAUGGCAAAGUGUACAAAGUCGUUCAAUGGUUCGACAAAUCCACUCGACAGGGCAAAUCUGAGCUGCUGGAUAUCUUUGAAGUCACAUCACCCGAACCCAUCCGCAUGAUGGAAAUUUCACCAAAACACAAAUCGAUUUACGCCACUUCGGACCAUCGAAUUCGCCAAGUCAACGUGGUCAUGUGUAACGGACGUUACGACAAUUGCCUGCGAUGCGUCCGUGAUCCUUACUGCGGCUGGGAUAAAGAGUCCAACUCUUGUAAACCCUACGCUCCUGGUUUGCUGCAAGACGUCUCGAGUUCCUCGCCCGGUAUUUGCGACGCUUGUAUCGCCAAGAAGCGACUGUUAGUGACUUGGGGCCAGGCCGUUCAUUUGUCUUGCGCUAUCAAAUUACCCGAGCCCAUGUCUUCGAUGCCAGUCACUUGGUAUUAUUACAGCCGCGAGAAGGGCCAAUACCAACUGUCGUUCAGGCCCGACAAGUACAUUCAGACGGCCGAACAAGGCAUGGUGAUUAUGGGCGUGACAGAACAGGAGGCCGGUCGCUAUGACUGCCGUCUCGGACCGGACACGUUAUGCAGCUACAACAUUACGGUCGAUACGCAGCGCUGCGCGGCGCCUAGCAAAUCGCACGACUACCAGAAAGUCUACUCUGACUGGUGUCACGAAUUUGAGAAAUACAAAAUGGCCAUGAAGACGUGGGAGAGAAGGCAGCUGCAAUGUAACAGUCGGCAAACGAACGAUACCGCCAGCAGCAAUCAGAAUGCUCAUCCCAACGAGAUCUAUCCACGGAGUCCUUUGGUCUGAACAAGUUCCAAUGAAAGAAGAGAAAAAAAAAAAGAGAAGGAUCUGAAUUGGGAAUUGAUGUGAAUCUUUAAAAAAAAAAAAAAAGGCGCGCGCGUCCGGUUGACGUGCACAAGUUGGCUCAAUGGCUUCCUCUUCAACACACAGCAAAAAAAAAAAAAAAAAAAAAAAAAAAUACAUCUAAUGAUGAUGUAUUGAAAACGAAACAAAAAUAUUGUGGGAACCACAUCGAGUGUUUCCUUUCUAUCUCUUUACGUCUCUUGUGUGUGUGAUUUUUAAAUGAAUGUUCUUUUUUUUCUAUCUCUUUUUAAAAAAUCUGAUUAUCACUCAUCCUAUUUAGAAUUCUCUCCCCCUUUUUUUUUGAUUUCUCACUAUUUCACAGAUGGACAAAACAAUCGAAAGAAAUGCUAAUGUUUCUUGACUCACUGUUUACUGAAUCUCUUCUUAGUUUUGAUUUUUUUUUGCCCCCCAUUUCUUUUUUUUUGAAGUAGGUCCCCUACUUGUUUCACAUUCUAGACAAUGAGGAGUAAGAAGAAGAAACAAUCCUCUAAAAAAAAAAAAAGACUAUCCAACCAAUCAUGUAAAUAUCAAUUGAAACGAAGAGACAUGGUGUGUAACGGUGGUAUCACAAAACGAACAUUUUGGAAAGCCGUUAGUUGAAAUCGUCGUCGUUAGACUCGUGCCAGAGUCGAACCAGUAUUCUUUAUUUGGCAUUUUUUGUGUGCGGAACAAACGGAAUUCGUGUUUUGGUCUUUACCCCAAAAAAAACAAAAAACAAUUUUUUUUUUUAAAUUGAAACAUCCGACCUUCUGCUCUCCUCCAUCGAUUCACUCGUGUCUCUUUCAAGUGGCCUCCUCCAAUCCUUUUGAAUCUCUCACCCCUUUCUAUGUGUGUGUGUACAUGUACAAUGAUUUUUUUUUUUUUUUUUUUCUUUGCCAAGAUGUUCCGACAUUCCACUUCUUGCCGUUUAAAUUCCUGCCCCUCCUCCAAACCCACCCCGUCAGCUUGUUUUAUUUCGAGAGGUCCUCUCGUUUGGCGUCUUCGAUCCUUCGGAAAAGACAAAAGCCCUGCUGAUUCUUUCAUAUCAUCUGCUACGCCAUUCUUUUCAGAUUUUUUUUCUUUUUCUUUUUCGUUUUGAUUCGCUUGAAUGUGAUUAUAAUUCAGCAUUUUGUACGUUUAUUUCCUCCUUUCCUACUGAAGGAUGUGUUACGUCUACUUUCACAAUUGUCUGGCUGCCCCACCCCCCAAACCUCACUUGCAUUACUGACCACAUCAAAUGCCUCUUUUUUUUUUUUCUCCCUUUUGAUUUUAUUUAGCUGUCGAUCAAAUAAUAUUAUCACAUCUGCCCUCCCCUCCAUUUUGGUUUGAAAAUGUGUGACGAAAUGAUAUGCUUUUCCGUUUCUUUUCUCAUCACUUUUUUUCUCUGUUUUAAUUUAAGAAUUUUUUUUUUUUUCUUUGACUUGCGUGUUUUUGUUUGGAAGGGAAUGUGUUUUUCCUACUGAAUAAUUUCACUCCCUACGAAACUGAUUUUGGAGAGGAAAAACAAAACAAAUGUGCUCGUGGAAAAAAAAAAGAAAUGAUCUAUUUUAUUUUGAUCUUAUCAUCCAAUCGCCCCUCUCAUGUUCUUGUGCAGCUACUUUCCAAUACAAAACGAUCGAAAGAGUA
Daphnia carinata is the source of this 3837-nucleotide messenger RNA. It is a transcript of the gene Sema2a, whose product is annotated as semaphorin-2A-like. The transcript has 13 exons. Gene Ontology annotation, biological process: semaphorin-plexin signaling pathway; positive regulation of cell migration; negative regulation of axon extension involved in axon guidance. The record is from RefSeq and is a predicted model, not a curated record. The coding region runs from base 40 to 2175 and encodes 711 amino acids. Gene Ontology annotation, molecular function: semaphorin receptor binding; chemorepellent activity. Lineage: Eukaryota; Metazoa; Arthropoda; Branchiopoda; Diplostraca; Daphniidae.